AUGCAAGUGAUUUUUAAGGACUUCAAGAAGGAGAAGAUCCCGCUGGACGUGGAGUUGUCGGACUCUGUGCUGUCUGCAAAGGAGAAGCUCGCUUCUUUGAAAGAGUGCGAGGCUUCGCAGGUCAAGUUUGUGUACUCUGGUAAAGUGUUACAAGACGACAAGACAUUCGAGAACUUCAAGAUCAAGGAAAACGAUCAGGUGAUAUUCAUGAUCUCGAAACCGAAAAAGGCCCCUGUGUCAGCAGAACCCGCCAAACCUAAAGAAACUGCAACGGCCACAUCUACAGCUCCGGUGGCGGAACAGGCUCCUGUUGCACCAGCAGGCGGUGAGUCUGCCCCAGCACAGUUCGACGCUUCGACUUUUGCUUCCGGUAGUGUGAGAGAGACGGCUAUCCAGAAUAUCAUGGCAAUGGGUUUCGAAAGAGCCCAGGUUGAACAGGCCCUCACUGCUGCGUUCAACAACCCAGAUAGAGCUGUGGAAUACUUGCUUUCUGGCAUCCCGCAGAGAAGCGAGCCGCAGGCCGACAGCACGUCGAACCAGGAAUCUUCUGCUGAGCCUGAUGCUGCGGGCGAGGCCUCUGAAGAUGCGGCCGCCGCCUCCAACCCUGAUAAUUUAUUCGACGCGGCCGCUGCGGCAGGUACACAGGGAGCAGAGACAGAACAGAGUCAGGAGGGCGACUUUAUGACGUCUUUGAGAGAGAUCUUGCAACAGCAGCCGGAGAUGGCUGAGGCUGUUUUGCAGCAACUGGCUGCUUCCAACCCACAGCUUGCCGAGAUCGUGCAGUCGAACCCUGAGGCCUUUAUGAGAUACAUUACAGACGGAGACCAGAGCGCACUUGCCGAGGCCCUGGGUGUGCCUCCGGAGUACAUGGAGGGAGCCGAGGGCGAGGGCGAGCUUCCAGAAGGCGUGACCCAGAUCCAGAUCACUCCUGAAGAAAACGAGGCUAUCAACAGACUGUGUGAGCUCGGGUUCGAGAGAGACCUGGUGAUCCAGGUGUACUUUGCUUGUGACAAGAACGAGGAAAUGACGGCCAAUUUGCUCUUCAGCGACCACGCUGAAUGA
Messenger RNA from Ogataea philodendri, 1062 nucleotides. RefSeq lists its product as uncharacterized. The coding region runs from base 1 to 1062 and encodes 353 amino acids. The record is from RefSeq and is a predicted model, not a curated record. Lineage: Eukaryota; Fungi; Ascomycota; Pichiomycetes; Pichiales; Pichiaceae. The transcript has a single exon. Gene Ontology annotation, cellular component: cytosol; nucleoplasm. Gene Ontology annotation, biological process: nucleotide-excision repair; proteasome-mediated ubiquitin-dependent protein catabolic process. Gene Ontology annotation, molecular function: ubiquitin binding; damaged DNA binding; polyubiquitin modification-dependent protein binding.